Molecule: messenger RNA, 1322 nt
Organism: Lacerta agilis (Sand lizard)
Lineage: Eukaryota; Metazoa; Chordata; Lepidosauria; Squamata; Lacertidae
Product: protein phosphatase 1 regulatory subunit 3C-B-like
Exons: 2
Coding region: 147-1070 (307 amino acids)
Biological process (GO): regulation of glycogen biosynthetic process
Cellular component (GO): protein phosphatase type 1 complex
Molecular function (GO): protein phosphatase 1 binding; glycogen binding
Source: RefSeq, a predicted model, not a curated record
UGGAGGGGCGUGACCAGAGCUGUGGGGGCGUGGUCACACAGGCAUCGGCUCCUCCUCCCUUUCCAGCGUCUUCAUUCAUUUCUUCCUUCCUUCAUUCCGGGAGCGCUUCGAGCCCACGACCCGGGACAGUGGCUGCAGGUGGCGCGAUGAGCUGCGGAGACCUUUUCCAGGUGUUCAGCACGCGGGCGAUGGGGCCCCGAGCCACCUCCACCUCCGUCGAUCGGGCCGUGAGGCGUUGCCUGAGCCACACCCCUCCCAUUCGCAAGCUGCUGGAUUCCUAUGAGGAGCUGCGGGAGGGUCUUGGGCACCAGCCUUUGCGCCCUUGCCUGAACAGCUGCCUGCAAGGCGAGAGGCAAGAUGCCGUCAAGAGUUGCCGUGGCAAGAAAAAGAAGAAGGUGGUCUUUGCCGACAUGAAGGGCUUUUCACUCACAGCUGUCCGCAUCUUCUCCAAGAUUGAGGAGGACCUGUGUGAUUUGCACCAAGCUCUGUCUCACCUGACCAAUUUCCGGAACAAGCUACGUGGCUCCCGUCCUGAGACAAAAAAAUACAUGCUGGAUUUUCCCCAACCUUCUGCUGAUUAUUUAGCCUUUCGCAACCGCUUGCAAAGCAGUUGUGUCUCUCUGGAGAACUGUAUGAUCCAGGAGAAGUCCCUUUCAGGGACCAUCAAAGUCAGAAACAUCAGCUUUGAGAAGAAAGUGUACAUCCGCAUCACCUUUGAUUCAUGGAGGAGCUUCCUCGAUGUCUGUUGCCAGUACAUGCCCAACACAUACGGCCUCACCGACACGGAUGUCUUCUCCUUUGAGGUGGCCCUACCAAAGGCACCAGCUCCUUGCAGGAAUAUUGAGUUCUGUGUUUCCUUCCACUGUGGCCAGAAAGUCUAUUGGGACAACAACCACGGGAAAAAUUACAGAAUCCGGCCAGUAAUGGGUCCUUCCCCUCCCAGUGCACUCUCCCGUCUGGCAAAGAGCACCUUCACGGCUGGCGAGCCCCUGGGCACCUCUCGCGCUGCCGCUCUGGUCCUCUCUCGCUUGCACACCUGGAGGCGCUCCGAUGACCAAGCCUACUGGUAGGAUGCUUUGGACUGAGCUCUCUCGGCUGAGCUCCAGAUCAUCACUCUGACCCAUUGCUCUCCUGGCGGCUCUUGCAAAGACUGUUCUGUGGCCGAUGCCAUGUGCCGGGUCUAUACUUCAGCAGUGUGCAAUUUGAUCUUCAUUUGCAACCAAGCCAUAAGCUCUUGAGGUUCAUGGAAGAAUUGGCUUUGGCUGCACCAGAGAGACUUUGACGGCCAGAAGCUGUCAAAUUGGAGAUGCAGGACAAGGAGA